ACAUUCAAGGUAGAGAGCAAACUACUCGUCUCUCACACAAAAACAUUCAAAAAAGGAAUGGCAAUUGAGCGUCUUAUCAUUGUGGCGUUUAUUGUCACAACCCUUUUCUCUAUGACCUUUGCCGUUCCUGGAAUUGCCACAUAUUACACAGCGUCGGCAUGCUUUGGGUUUGAAGACCGUGGCACAAUGAUGGCCGCAGCAAGUCAGGACUUGUACGCUAAUGGAGCUGCCUGUGGAAGAAGGUACAGUGUUGCAUGCACGUCAGGCACACACGCAGAUCCAAAUCUAUGCAGGAAUGGCAACGUGACUGUGACGGUCGUCGAUCUCUGUCCCAGCUGCCCACUAUCUGGCCUCGAUCUCUCUCUUGAAGCCUUCUCCACCAUUGCUGAUCCUGCAGCUGGGAAAAUCAACAUCGACUACACUCGGUAA
This is a messenger RNA of Ilex paraguariensis (yerba mate), 429 nucleotides long. Lineage: Eukaryota; Viridiplantae; Streptophyta; Magnoliopsida; Aquifoliales; Aquifoliaceae. The record is from the annotation of a GenBank genome assembly.